AACGUUUGAACAAACACAUGGAUUGGAAGUUAAGAUUUUAUUCAGUAUCGAUUCUGAGUUGAUUAAAAAAUACGAGUAUAACUGUUUUUUUUAUACGUGUUAACGUGUUGAAAUUAUGGGCAAUAAUGUGAAUACGUGUUCGUCUGAAAAAACUCCACCUCCGCGAGACGAAGAAGUAACCAAUCCUCCAUUUGAUGUGAUCAUGGUUGGCGAUAUAACUGGUAAAUCCUGUAUCCAAGCUCGUUUUUGUACAGGAAUAUAUGAUCCAGCGCGUGGAUACACGGUUGGGUUUGAAGUAGGACACAAAAAAAUGGUCGUGGAUAACGAAGAAAUCGAGUUACGAAUAUAUGAUACCUGUAAUUCAGAAACAGCUUACCGUGCUUUCCAACAAACAUACGAGUAUGGAAAAAGAUCGCCGAAUGGAAUAAUAUUGGUUUAUGAUAUUACAAGAGAAAGCACGUUUUCAAAUUUACGAACGACGUGGUUGGAACGAAUCCAACACGAUUUUGGAUUAGAUGUACCAAUAAUUGUGGUGGGAAAUAAAUGCGAUUUAGAAAGUGAAAGAACGGUUAAACAGUCAGAAGUUGAAGAAUUUUGUGAUGAUGUUCCUCAAAUAAUAUGCGCAGUGCUGUCGUCUGCCAAAACUAAUAAAAAUAUCGAAUUUAUUUUCACUCAUUUAGCGAUCGAAAUGAAGGUACAUACCUAAACCUACCUAAAUAUCUAAUGCAAUGAGAUUUUUCAGUUUUUACGUAGAAUUUCAUUAGGUACAUUGGACGAGAUAUGUAGAUAAGUGCAUAUCAUGAUGUAUGAUGUUAAAAUAAUUCUGAGUUAAUGAAAUGAUGAAUCGUGCUCUUAUAUACUUAAUUAGUUGUUGUGAAUCAUUAGGCGAUAAUUUUAACACUAAUUUACAAAACACCACUGAAACAUGUUUUAAUAAUGUUAGUAACAUAUUGACGUUUAACUGAAUGCCAACUUACAGAGUACAUACCUACCUAAAAUUUAAUAAUAAUAAUAAUAAUUAUUUAUUUAUCAUUUAUUUUGCAGAAGUAGUCCAGGAAAAAUAGCAUUCCAUUGGGAAAAAUGGGGGAGAAAGCUGAAUUUUGGUAUACUGGUCCAUUUUUUUGUGCUGAACACGAAUCCGAUGAGUCCCCGGUCGUCCGUGGUGUGCAUUCUCCCCUAUUGUGGAUCUAAGCCCCCAAAACCAGUUUUUUGCAAUUUUCUCCCCCGCAUUGCAUUUUAGCGAGAAAUAGGUGGUCGGAUAAGAAUCUACGUCAAAUUUCCGAUCUAGUGAUAUAUCAACUUUCUUUCUACCCCCAAGGGGGGUGGAACCACAACCAUUCAAAAAAGGGGGUUCCCCAAAAAAUACAUAAGGGCUGUAGGCGCCUAAGAGGGGUGAAAUGGUCCCCAAAAGCGUUUAACAUGAAAGGUGGGUACCAUAGAGAAACCUCUGCGCAAAAAAUUUCAGAUCCACACCCCCUACCCUUUUUGCGGAGCCCCCCUUUUUGAAAUUUCAGUAGCACUUUUCUCAGCCCCAUUUCAACCGAUUUUGAAAAUUUUUCUGGAAGUUAUGUAUAUCCUUGAUAGGUAUUCACACAAAAAUUUUCAACCCCCUCCCCUCAAAUUUACCCCUCAAAAUGGCGUUUUUUUCAUUUUUUUAUGCCUAUUAACAAUCAAGAUUGCGAGGUACAAUUUUGUAAACACGUUUUUUGGAUGUAUUUUUGGCCCCCAAACAUCAUAUACUAUAUUAGAAAUUUUUGCUGUGGUGCGCCGUGGUGAAAACUUGGAAUAAUGUAUCGUAGGGGGGUGGGGGGUGAAAGGGGAAUUUUACCAUAUUUUUUUCUUGUGAUUUUUUAUGUAGGUAGUCAUUGAAUUAUAAAAUACAUACUCAUACAUACUCAAGUUACAGUUAUCAUGAAUAAUUAUUAUGCCACAUAUGCUCCGCAGACCUAUACAGUCCAGUACACAUACCGAUUUGUUGCGUUUUCUGCGUGGAAAAAAAUUGAAGGAUCCACCCCCCUCGAGGGGGAACCAUGUGCUGUAGCUGAUUCUACGAGAAAUUUUAUGUACAAUAACAAUGAACUUAUGUAAUUUUCCCAUAGCAAUGAAACCAACAUCACGAAAAUAACUUUAUUUCGAAAAUUGUGAAAAUUGAGGGAGCUGAGGGGCUCUGGAGAGGGGUAAGUGAUUGUAGCAGAAAAUCAGAGGUCAUAUUCGUGCUCAGCGGUAUCGAAUCAUAUGAAAACGACACCAACAUCACGAAAAUAACUUUAUUUCGAAAAUCGUGAAAAUUGAGGGGGCUGAGGGGCUCUGGAGAGGGGUAAGUGAUUGUAGCAGAAAAUCAGAGGUCAUAUUCGUGCUCAGCGGUAUCGAAUCAUAUGAAAACGACACCAACAUCAUCAAAAUAACUAUAUUUCGAAAAUCGUGAAAAUUGAGGGGGGCUGAGGGGCUCUGGAGAGGGGUAGGUGAGUGUAGCAGAAAAUCUGAGGUCAUAUUCGUACUCAGCGGUAUCGAAUCAUAUGAAAACGAUACCCUACUCAUUGAUAGUUAUUUUUUUCAAAAUUCCCCUUUCACCCCCCACCCCCCUACGAUACAUUAUUCCAAGUUUUCACCACGGCGCACCACAGCAAAAAUUUCUAAUAUAGUAUAUGAUGUUUGGGGGCCAAAAAUACAUCCAAAAAACGUGUUUACAAAAUUGUACCUCGCAAUCUUGAUUGUUAAUAGGCAUAAAAAAAUGAAAAAAACGCCAUUUUGAGGGGUAAAUUUGAGGGGAGGGGGUUGAAAAUUUUUGUGUGAAUACCUAUCAAGGAUAUACAUAACUUCCAGAAAAAUUUUCAAAAUCGGUUGAAAUGGGGCUGAGAAAAGUGCUACUGAAAUUUCAAAAAGGGGGGCUCCGCAAAAAGGGUAGGGGGUGUGGAUCUGAAAUUUUUUGCGCAGAGGUUUCUCUAUGGUACCCACCUUUCAUGUUAAACGCUUUUGGGGACCAUUUCACCCCUCUUAGGCGCCUACAGCCCUUAUGUAUUUUUUGGGGAACCCCCUUUUUUGAAUGGUUGUGGUUCCACCCCCCUUGGGGGUAGAAAGAAAUUUGAUAUAUCACUAGAUCGGAAAUUUGACGUAGAUUCUUAUCCGACCACCUAUUUCUCGCUAAAAUGCAAUGCGGGGGAGAAAAUUGCAAAAAACUGGUUUUGGGGGGCUUAGAUCCACAAUAGGGGAGAAUGCACACCACGGACGACCGGGGACUCAUCGGAUUCGUGUUCAGCACAAAAAAAUGGACCAGUAUACCAAAAUUCAGCUUUCUCCCCCAUUUUUCCCAAUGACCCUUUUUUUUCAUCUAAUUUUCCUGGACUAAAGAGACAACGUUUAAAAACCGAACUGCAAAAUCAAAAUGAACAGAUAUGAGGAUAGAGGAUUUUUUUAAAAUCAAAGGAUGAGAGAGAUUCGGAGACCAACAUCACAGCCCUACAGUGGAUCAUAUCGUCGUCUGUUGAUUCUUUAGAAGCAUUUUUUUUUUUUUUUUUUUUUUUUUUUAUUAUUUGAUAAGUAAGAAAAGAAAAAUAAUGUGUAUUGUAGUUCUAAUUAAAACCAUAAUAUUGUACGUGGCAUUAGGUACAGGUAUUCCCAUUAAAGUAAGAGUAACUUUUGCGAAAAUCUUACUAUAACUUAUUUUAAUUAUUUUUUAAUAUUUUUUUCAUGUUCUCUUAUUAAUAAGAAGUACAUAUUUAUAUGUACAACUGAGUAAAAAAAUAAAAUCGGUGUUACGAGUAGA
This is a messenger RNA of Planococcus citri (citrus mealybug), 3763 nucleotides long. RefSeq names its product ras-related protein Rab-2A-like. Lineage: Eukaryota; Metazoa; Arthropoda; Insecta; Hemiptera; Pseudococcidae. Gene Ontology annotation, molecular function: GTPase activity; GTP binding. Bases 116 to 706 code for a protein of 196 amino acids. The record is from RefSeq and is a predicted model, not a curated record. The transcript is spliced from 4 exons.